Molecule: messenger RNA, 1196 nt
Organism: Lycium ferocissimum
Lineage: Eukaryota; Viridiplantae; Streptophyta; Magnoliopsida; Solanales; Solanaceae
Product: glutathione S-transferase U17-like
Exons: 2
Coding region: 455-1195 (246 amino acids)
Biological process (GO): glutathione metabolic process
Cellular component (GO): cytoplasm
Molecular function (GO): glutathione transferase activity
Source: RefSeq, a predicted model, not a curated record
CACAGAUACAUCUAUAUGUUGUAUCGAAAAUACUGAGUUCAGUUGAAUAUAAGCUCCAUCUGUCUCCAGAUAUAUCUAACUAAAUUUGCUUCUAUACCUGUAUUCCAUAUGCCAUAUGGGCUGGCAAUGCUGUGUGACCAUGUGAGUCAUCUUAGUAUUAUCUGAAACCAGUCCCAGUCUAUUGCUUUCUUGUUUCACAACAAAAACCAAGUCAUCUUAUUUUUCUAUGCUUGCUAAAAACUUGUUAGUAUAUGCCAAGUUAAACAAGUAUCCAGCAUUAGUGAUACCACCUAAGUUAUUAGUAUAUUCCAAGUUAAACAAUUAUUUAGCUUAGUGAUAUGAUACCAAUCUUGGCGUGAAUCACUAAAAUGCAAAAGCAGAUAAGUUUUUGAUUAACAUUGUGUUUCAUUAACAUUUUGCUUCCACCAAGCAAAUUAUCAAGAAUAAUUUAGUCAUGGAAACAAGUACUGUUAAGGUUCUAGGUUCACAUCCAAGUUCCUUUGUAAAUCGAGUUUUAAUUGCCCUCAAUGUUAAGUCUGUGGACUAUGAACUUUUUCAAGAAGACAUGUCCAAUAAAAGUGAGCUUCUCCUUAAAUCAAACCCUGUUCAUAAGAAAAUCCCAGUCCUUUUCCAUGGUGACAAUCCUAUUUGUGAGUCCUUAAUCAUUGUCCAAUAUAUCGAUGAGACAUGGACUAAUGGGCCCUCCAUUCUUCCUUCUGAUCCCCAUGACCGUGCCAUCGCCAGGUUUUGGGCUACCUACAUAGAUGACAAGGUAUUGGUUUCAACACAAAGCUUUCUGGUUAAUUUCAUGUAUGAUCACUUGGUUACCUUUGAUGUCAGAGCUUGGGAAAGCACAAGGAGGGAAGCAAAAUCAGAAGUACAAGAGAAACUAAUAGAAGCACUUCUACCUUUAGAAGAGGCAUUUGUUAAGUGUAGCAAAGGGAAAUCUUUUUUUGGUGGAUACAAUAUUGGUUACGUAGACAUUGCUUUGGGAUGCAUUUUGGGUUAUAUAAAGGCAAUAAAAAUUAUGUUUGGAGUAGAUAUUUUUGAUGUAACAAAGACCCCUGGUUUGGUUAAUUGGGCUGAUAGGUUCUUGGAAGACAAAGCUGUUAAGGAUGUCAUUUUGAAGCCAGAGGAACUUGUUGAGAUACUCAAGGUAUAUUUGGCCAAAAGACAAGUUGCUAAUGCAAAUUAAG